AUGCCCCCAUCAGCCAGCUGUCUUACUACCUACAAGUUCAUUGAACUCAAUGCCUGUAUUAAACAGCCCAUCUCUGUUGGAGGGUUGGAGCUGAUCCUCUUGGAGCAGGAGGAGAUGAACCAGUACUUGUGCUUAGUGGACCUUAGCAACGGCGUUGCCGUCCUUAAGGUCAUCGGCUUGGCCAUGAACAUCCUGCCUAACUUCUCAGCCCAGUUCAUGCUGCUGGGCUGCGGCGGCUCGUCUAUGUUCGGCGGCUCCAAUCUGGGUGCCUACUACCAGGUAAUCGCUCGCGGCGCCAGCAUGGCCGUGAGCAAUGCGAGCUUCCAAGCUGGUGUGGCUAGAUGGCGCUUACAGGCACUGCGGGCGCUGCAGGACCGCAUCCUACAGGCCAAUAUGGCUGGGUAUGAAAUCUCUAAUAUCGACAAGCAGAUUACGACCAGCAAGAAGCAAAUUAAUCAGGCGCGUGAGAUGGAAGACUUUUUGCGCCAGAAAUAUUUGAACACGGUGCUCUACGCCUGGCUUGAGGCUGCCACACGCUGGCUAUACUACAACACCUACACGAAGGCCUAUGACCUGGCUAAAAAGGCUGAGAAAGCCUUCUAUUUUGAGCGUCUAGCGCUGCAGUCCACCUUGUUCAUGCACUCUGGCUCCUGCGCCUUUGACCUGCCUGAGGUGCUCUUCGACAUGGACUUCCCUGGCCACUAUAUAAGAUGCAUCUACUCCGCAGCCGUGACCCUCCCCUGUAUCGUCAGUCCUUACACGUCCAUAAACAGUACACUGCGACUGAAGGCGCAUAAGAUCCGCUUCCAGCCCUUGAAUGCCUCAGGCUCGGCCUAUGUUGAGACCACUGAUCAGUCUUCUGCCAAUUCAGACCCGCGCUUUACCACCUCAACCGUCCCCAUUGCCGCCAUUCACCCGGACUCCGGCUUCCGCCAGUUUGACUGGCAGUCCAUUACCGACCUCGUCCUCUCUCUGCAAUACACCUCCAUCAACGGCGGCGCCCAGAUGAUGCAGGGUGCCCAGACGGCCGUCGCGGCUUACCUUAAGCGCAUCGACUUUGCCUUAUUGGCUGGUGGUUUCUGGGCAUUUUUCAAUGUACAUUAUGAAUUUGCCUUAGCCUGGAUGGCCUUUCUGGCUACUGCUGCGCCUGCUCCUCCCUUGAACCCUUCUUCUAUUGAUACUCCAACCGCUGUUUCCCUACCUCUUCCUGACCUGAAUGACAAACUGCCCGUCUUCGCGGCCUCUCGGCCCGCUGGUUCCGUCGUCGUCUAUGACAUCUAUGUCUUCGCCGACCACUUCCCCGGCCAGCAUCUCGCCCUCUGUGCCGCGGGCAAGGAUGCCGCCUCUCUGAUCCUGGUUGUGGAUCUGUUAAUUGUUCCCGCCGAGUUGACUGGGUAUCAGGUCAAAGGUACCAGUGUGGUAGUUGGGGUUUUGGAGCUGGGACUGGAUACGCGGGUGGCAGGCAUGGCAGUGCAGACGUUGUGGGCGUGGUUAUUGUUCUGGUAUAUGAUGAAGUAG
Messenger RNA from Aspergillus udagawae, 1518 nucleotides. RefSeq names its product putative Insecticidal toxin complex protein TccB2. The transcript is spliced from 5 exons. The record is from RefSeq and is a predicted model, not a curated record. Bases 1 to 1518 code for a protein of 505 amino acids. NCBI's taxonomy places the organism in Eukaryota, Fungi, Ascomycota, Eurotiomycetes, Eurotiales, Aspergillaceae.